Haliotis rufescens (red abalone) is the source of this 2611-nucleotide messenger RNA. RefSeq names its product neuronal acetylcholine receptor subunit alpha-10-like. Gene Ontology annotation, biological process: nervous system process; signal transduction; monoatomic ion transmembrane transport. Gene Ontology annotation, molecular function: extracellular ligand-gated monoatomic ion channel activity; acetylcholine receptor activity; acetylcholine binding. Gene Ontology annotation, cellular component: synapse; membrane; acetylcholine-gated channel complex. The transcript is spliced from 8 exons. NCBI's taxonomy places the organism in Eukaryota, Metazoa, Mollusca, Gastropoda, Lepetellida, Haliotidae. Bases 112 to 1530 code for a protein of 472 amino acids. The record is from RefSeq and is a predicted model, not a curated record.
ACCUCCAUAUCAUCUUAUCUCACACGGGCGGGUCGCUUCAUGGUGUUGUGUACAUGUUGACACACUGCACAUCAGCCGGACAUUCACCACAGUGACCAAAGUGCUGCUACCAUGGCUUUCAACGCCUGCUUGAACAUCUUUGUGACUGUUUACUGCGUUGUGUGUCUGUACCCGGGGCUGCCCCAUGUUGAAGGAGGCAUUGACCAGGGCGAGGUAUUCUGGGAGUCGAAAAUAAUAUCAGACUUCCUCGUCAAUUCGGGCUACGUGAAGGAAGCGCGGCCUGUAAAAUCUGCCAACGCCUCCGUUGUCGUCACAAUCUAUCCCAUAUUCCUCAGCAUCGACAACAUAAAUGAAGCCGCCAACACUCUGACUACAAGGCUCAUCUUGUUCCAGCAAUGGACGGACAGCAGACUGACAUGGAAGCCAUCAGAGUAUGGAGGUGUGGCCAGCGUGAGACUCCCCUCGUUAAGGGUGUGGCUGCCGGAUAUAGUGCCUUAUAACACGGCACCAAGUACAGCCUCAGAUCCCCUGUAUGAAGAAACAGUUGACGUGUCGAAUGACGGCACCAUGAAAUGGGCACCAUUGAUCCUCGUGUCAUCACCAUGUCCCCUAGAUGUCACCAAUUUCCCAUUUGAUACCCAAUCCUGCACGAUCGUCUUUGGUUCUUGGAUGCACACAAGACAACACAUGGAUAUGAGGUUCUUCAAGGACGGAGCGAAAGAGAUGGAUAUUGACGCCUCAGACAGUUCCAUGGGCUUGCCAAUUGUUGAACAUCCGUAUUGGAACAUCAAAGACGACAAGGUGAAAGCCAAGCUGUCUUACGUAACGUAUGCGACGUAUGAAUUCACUAUACUAACCAUGACGGUGGAGGCGAAGAGGAAAGCUUCCUUCUUCAAGUACCUGGCCAUAGGGCCUGGAGCUCUCAUUGGCUUCCUGGUUCCCAUGAUGUUUUUACUGCCUGCCAGGUCCAAGGAAAAGAAUACGUUUGGUAUGCUGAUGAUCAUCGGGCUCAUUCUCCUCAUCUCGGUACUAGCUGAGGCCAUUCCCCUCAACCACAGCAGCACACCACGAGUAGGUCUCUUCUAUCUGAUCACACUCACGCUGAUUUGCUUUAGUAUGAUCCUCUCUAUAAUCGUCAGCAACCUCAGCGUCAGGGGCGCCAGACGCCGGCCCCUGCCACAGUGGCUACACCAGGCAUGUUUAAGCCGAAAUGGCCUACGGAGAAUUUUGUGUAUCGACAAGUACUCGCCCGUGGACAAUUUGUUCGCCGAAACUUUGCGGGAGACGGAGGACAUGUCUACGCAUGGGCAACCGGAAGUUCCGAGAGAGAGAGAAAUGGACAGCGUCCACACAAGUGAAAUGAAGGAUGUUUGCAAAUAUUUGAGAUACAUUUGUGGGAAAAUGUCGGCCGAAGACUCCUACAAAAACGUGAACCAGGACUGGGAGGAACUUGCACGGGUGGUGGACCGAGUCCUCUUCGUCAUAUUCUUCCUCCUGUACGCACUUAUGGCGGUGACCUUGUUGACAUAGGGGGUCCACGUGGAGAUGCACGCUUGCUGAAAGAAGGGUAUGGUUGUCCUGAAGACAGAGGUCAAUCAUGUCAAGCAGAGGUCAAUCAUGUCAAGCAGAGGUCAAUCAUGUCAAGCAGAGGUCAAUCAUGUCAAACAGAGGUCAAUCAUGUCAAGCAGAGGUCAAUCAUGUCAGGCAGAGAUGUCGCUUUUUAUCACCCGUCCAUCAAUAUAACGAAGGGAGAAGGGAAAACCAAGAAGAGGCUUCACAGACUUUUCCAAUGUAAGAAUCGAACACGGGCCUUCAGCGAAGAAGCCAGCACCUUUACCACGAGGCCAUCUAACCACCCCUUGGGAAAUUCAAGUUUCUGUUCAGUGAUCCAUUCAUAUCAUUUUCACCGCUAUUUGGCCUUUGCGCCCAAUGGUUUGUAUGUAACAGGGUAAAGGAGAAAAAAAUCAGUUGUGCGUUGCUAAUUGAAAAUAAAUAAACCAGACAUUUAACCAUUGUGAGUGGACAGAACACCUGAACUGUUUGAAUGAAUACAGGUAAUAAUAAUAAUCCUAAUAAUCAAAACAACCAUCAUCAUCAUAAUAAUAAUAAGUAAUUGGCAUGGAAGCUCAAUAAAGAUGUUUUUAAAAAUCCCAAACUAUCAAAAGGCACCAGUUCAUCACUACACCUAUCUAUGUGCCAAGUUUGUUGAAGAAAUAUGUGACAGUUUCCAAGAUCUGCUCAGGAAACGACAUCAUGCAUGGUCGGACAGAUAGACUGACGUUGUCCAUUCCACGCCAUAGAUGUGCAGUAAAUUUGAACCCGAUGCUAAACCCCAAUUUGCCCCACUGCGCCGACAUAUUGAAUUAAAUGAGUUCAAGUUUUGUACUGAAACGAUAAGAUACUGUAUUCAGCUUAACAUCCAUGUACAUGUCCAUUCCGUCAUCAUAAUGUUGUCUUCAUCUAUCACAGGGAUGUGUUUAAGACUUUGUCUAACAAAUAAUCAUAGUAUUAUCUUGCUUUCAUUGCAAUCUUUGGUUGAAAAUGUAAAACAAUGUUGUUUUUUAUGAAGUCAUAUAUUGGGCACAUUUGGUCAUUAAACAGAUAUAAACCU